Lachancea fermentati is the source of this 465-nucleotide messenger RNA. Lineage: Eukaryota; Fungi; Ascomycota; Saccharomycetes; Saccharomycetales; Saccharomycetaceae. The record is from the annotation of a GenBank genome assembly.
AUGUCUGAUUACGAGGAAGCCUUUAACGAUGGGCCUGAACACUUCGAGGAUUUUGAAAACGAACAUUUUUCUGAUGCUGAUGUUUAUGAAGAGCCAGAGUUCCGUGAUGGCGAGACCAAGGAUGAGAACGGUAAGACGAUAAUUGCAGGAGGAACUGGUCCCGAGGAAUUUCAACAACAGGAGUACCAGAGAAGAAGAACUCUGAGAGAAAAGGCCAUUCCAAAGGACGAGAGAACUACUACUCCAUACAUGACCAAGUAUGAGAGGGCAAGAAUUCUAGGUACAAGAGCCCUUCAGAUCUCCAUGAACGCUCCAGUUUUUGUCGAUUUAGAGGGUGAAACGGAUCCUUUAAGAAUUGCCAUGAAAGAGUUGGCUGAAAAAAAGAUUCCACUUGUCAUAAGAAGAUACUUACCAGACGGCUCAUUCGAGGAUUGGAGUGUCGAAGAAUUGAUUGUCGACCUUUGA